AUGCCAGAGAUGAUCAUUUCGGGGAAGUCUAUUUGUCUUCUGGUCGAGAGUCUCCGAGAAUGGCUGAAUAUCCCAGGAGGUCAACAAUUAUCUAUCAAGCUCAUCUGCAGGGUUGAUGAAGCCAAGUUAAUAAUCCGCGGCUUGUGGAUUUAA
Sclerotinia sclerotiorum 1980 UF-70 is the source of this 153-nucleotide messenger RNA. RefSeq lists its product as hypothetical. The coding region runs from base 1 to 153 and encodes 50 amino acids. The record is from RefSeq and is a predicted model, not a curated record. Lineage: Eukaryota; Fungi; Ascomycota; Leotiomycetes; Helotiales; Sclerotiniaceae. The transcript has 3 exons.